Rhagoletis pomonella (apple maggot) is the source of this 4086-nucleotide messenger RNA. RefSeq lists its product as uncharacterized. The record is from RefSeq and is a predicted model, not a curated record. The transcript has a single exon. The coding region runs from base 1 to 4086 and encodes 1361 amino acids. NCBI's taxonomy places the organism in Eukaryota, Metazoa, Arthropoda, Insecta, Diptera, Tephritidae. Gene Ontology annotation, biological process: DNA integration. Gene Ontology annotation, molecular function: nucleic acid binding; zinc ion binding.
AUGCCGGACGAAAAACCGCCCGUUAAUAACAAUGCGUUUUUCAAGCAACUCCUCGAGCAACAGCAAAAUUUUACACAAAAAAUGUUUGAAGCGCAAAAAGCAUGGAUGGAGUCUGUUUUAAAAGACAAAGCUGUAGGAGAAGGUUCCAUGGUGACAUCAUUCCACGCAUUCACUAAAGAGCUCCAAAGUUGGGACUCAUAUCUGGAGCAGCUAAGCCAACACUUUAUCGCUUAUGAAGUCAGUACACCAGAAAAAAAGAAGUCCUUCUUCUUAUCGUGGACGGGCAGCGACACUUUUGAGCUGUUAAAGAAAUUAUUCGGCAGUCAUGACUUGCAAAACUACAGCUAUGCAGAGCUAACGGCAAAAUUAUCAGAACAUUUUAAAAAAGAAACUCAUGUUAUUUCUGCACGCUACAACUUUAAUAGAUGUAGUAUGAAGCCAAAUCAAAGCUACAAGGAGUGGGUCGCUGAUUUGCGGGGCAUAGCAAGGGAAUGCAACUUUUUGUGCAGAAGCGGUAACUGCAGUUAUGAGUACGUAGAUGAGAUGAUACGUGACAUGAUAAUAUUACAUACCCCGCACGACACCGUCCGCGCUGCUGCGUUACAAAAACUCCAACCGACAUUAGCAGAAGGUCUACUGAUAGCGGAAUCAUAUGAGAGCACGACAACAGCGGUGCAAUCGCUUAAGGAAAAUAUAGCCGGUGAAACAACAUCACUCGUGAACGCAGUUAAUAGCUCGAAAGCAUUAUCUCAUAAAACUCGCGCAGAUAACAACAACAAGCGGAUUGUGUACAAGUCUUGCUCAGGCUGCGGUGACUCACAUAGCCGAGAGCAAUGCCGUUUCAAAAAAGCAGUGUGCCGAAAAUGCGGACGAGUAGGGCAUAUAGCACCUGUAUGCAUGUCGAAAAGUACGAGCAAUUAUGCAAAGAAAAGUGCAAAUAAAAAACCGUUCUCGCAAAAAGCUGCCAGGAAGAAUAACGGAUCCAAAGACAAUGUCGACACAAUUGAAACGAUUUAUACCGUGACCGGAGUUAUUAAGCAGCAAGACAACAAAAAUUUCGUUGACUUAAAAAUAUUGAAUAAAUUAAUAACAUUUCAAAUGGAUUCCGGUGCAUCUAUUUCUAUAAUAACGCAAGAAACUUAUGAAAAUCUUAAUAAGCCACCACUGAGCCCGUGUAGACGGUCAUUAUUCGGUUUCGGUAACAAAAAAAUAAAUACUCUUGGUGAGUUCAAAGUGAAUGUUAUAUGUGGUGCAAAGCAAAAACAAGUUAAACUUGUGGUCGCAUGUGUGCACUCUGGCAACAAUCUGUUUGGCGCAGAUCUGUUUGAAGCCUUCGUUUACAAGAUACAGCAAGUUUUAGCUAUCAACGACAUAAUGCCCAAAGUUAAUGCAAUAUUAGAUAAAUUCAGUCAAGUGUUCGAGCCGGAAUUAGGCACCGUCACCAGUUUUAAAGCUAGUAUUAAAUUAAACCCCGAGGCUCAGCCCAAAUUUUUUAAGAGCCGACCAAUUCCUUUUGCAUUAAUGCCUAAAUUUACGAAAGAAGCAAAUAGACUAGUUGACGCAGGAAUUUGGAAAAACGUCAAAUUUAGUGAGUGGGCAUCGCCUAUAGUUCUCACCGCAAAGCCCGACGGUUCAAUCCGUAUAUGUGGUGACUUUAAGGUGUCAAUAAAUAAGCAAAUUGAUGUCGAACGCUACCCGCUACCAACACGCGAAAACUUGCUACAUGUAGUACGGUAUGGUAAGCAGUUUUCUAAAAUAGACUUGAAAGAUGCCUAUUUGCAAUUGGAGUUGGACGAAGAAGCCAAACGAUUACUUGUAGUGAAUACGCCUCUGGGACUGUAUCAAUUUCAGCGAAUGCCAUACGGAAUCGCUAGCGCGCCAGCCAUCUUUCAAAAAUUUUUGGAGCAACUUCUUCAAGGUAUCGAGGGUUGCGCCAACUAUCUUGACGACAUAAUCGUAACCGCACCCACACUUAACGAAAAUCUGAGGAGACUGAACGAAGUUUUCAUGCGUCUGCAAGCGAGUGGACUUAAAUGUAAGAGGGAGAAGUGCGUUUUCCUACAAGACGAAAUCGAAUACUUGGGCAGGCGAAUAAGCGCCAGUGGCAUUUCUCCGGAUGAAGCAGGGGUGGUGGCUGUUAAAAAGCUACGCCGCCCACAAAACCUAAAAGAUCUCGAGGCCUUCUUGGGUAAAGUCAAUUACUAUCAUAGCUUCAUUCCGAAUUUUUCGGAAAUUGCCGCGCCUCUUAAUCAACUCCGUCGGAAGAACGUACGUUUCAAAUGGCAAAGUGCGCAAGAGGACGCCUUUUCGUCUUUAAAAAAUUCGAUAGUGAAAGCAGCUCAAUUAGCACACUACCAGGAGCACCUUCCACUUCUUCUCGCUACUGAUGCAUCGCUCCGCGGCAUAGGCGCCGUAAUCUCGCAUAUGUACCCAGAUGGAACGGAGAGACCAAUAGCAUUUGCGUCUAAGACUCUUGACCAACAUCAGGUAAAAUAUAGCCAGAUCGAAAAAGAGGCCUUGUCAAUUAUAUUUGGCGUACAGCGGUUUCACCAAUAUUUAUAUGGCCGCAAAUUUACGCUGAUCACGGACCACAAACCACUUGUGAGUAUAUUUAGCCCCGAUAAGCAAUUGCCUACAAUGACCGCCCAUCGGCUUCAACGCUGGGCUAUUACGUUAAUGGCAUACCAAUAUGAUAUAAGGUAUAAACCAACAUCACAGCACGGGAACGCCGACGCCCUUUCACGACUACCAUACGCAGCUGAUCCUGAGUUUGACAAAACCGAAGCAUGUUUGAAUGUGGAUCACUUUGAAACACCCGUAAACCCCAGCUUAAUAUUGAAGCAUCUUGAAACAGAUGACACUCUUAAGAAAGUUCGCAGCUUCAUACGUGUUGGUUGGCCAAAGCACCUAUCAACCACCAAUUCGCACAUUUUACCGUUUUUCAAUAAAAAAAUUUCUUUAACUGUUAAUAAUGAUAUUAUAUAUUUGCAGGGCCAAGCAAACCGAGUUGUCAUUCCGCUGUCCUUACGUAAACGUAUCUUGCAGCUCCUGCAUGACGGCCAUUGGGGCGUGGUGAAAAUGAAGCAGCUUGCUCGCAGCCACUGCUGGUGGCCGGGUAUCGACAAAAGCAUCGAGAACCUCGCUAAAGACUGCAAAAUCUGCAAAACGAACUCAUCUAAUCCUGCUUGCGAAUUCAGCAACUGGCCGGAGGCCGCACGACCAUGGGAGCGUGUGCACAUUGACUUCGCGGGCCCUGUAUUUAAUCAUAUGUGGCUAGUAUGUGUAGAUGCAUACUCGCAAUAUCCCUAUGUGACACAGCUGAAAACAACGACGACGACAGAUACCCUUAUGGCUCUAUCCGCCAUAUUCGCUAUUGAAGGGCUUCCCGAGACGCUGGUCAGUGACAAUGGGCCGCAACUGACAGCCGACCUCUUCAAACAAUUUUGCGCUAAAAAUGGAAUAAAACAUGUCACAUCAGCACCUUUUCACCCGGCAUCAAACGGAUUAGCUGAACGCUUUGUUCGCACUUUCAAAACGGCAAUGGUCAAGAAUUUGCAAGAUGGCUUGUCGAUUCCAGCUGCUUUGAUAAAAUAUCUUUCGACGUAUCGUUCAAUGCCCAACGCUGAAGGUAAGACACCUGCACAACUAUUACAUGGUCGCGCCGUUCGCACGUUGCUAUCGCAAGCACUGCCAAUCACUCAGAGUACACCGAACAACAAGGCCAACGCAAAAUUUAAACCCUCGCAACUGGUUUACAUGCGGAAUUAUGCUCGCGGCCCUAAGUGGAUAAAAGGUUGCAUCGACAGAGUUCUGGGCAAAAUGACGUACAUCGUACAUUCCCCGAUGGGCUAUCAAAAACGACACCAAAACCAACUCAAGGAAAGAAACGAAGAUCGUCCCACAGCGCAACCUUUUUUCGACGCCACUGUACAUAAACAUUCGUCUUGCGCUGUUAAUCCCGCUGAGCGUAACAUUACGGAGCAGAGCACCUCUCUUCAUGAAUCGCCUGCAGCUGAACCACUUCGCAGAAGUGAGCGCAACCGAAAUCCGGUUGAUCGUUUUAUGGUUGAGGAUUUUCAAAAAUAG